This is a messenger RNA of Pyrus x bretschneideri (Chinese white pear), 3349 nucleotides long. RefSeq names its product protein-tyrosine-phosphatase MKP1-like. Gene Ontology annotation, molecular function: protein tyrosine/serine/threonine phosphatase activity. Gene Ontology annotation, biological process: protein dephosphorylation. The transcript is spliced from 4 exons. NCBI's taxonomy places the organism in Eukaryota, Viridiplantae, Streptophyta, Magnoliopsida, Rosales, Rosaceae. The coding region runs from base 363 to 2903 and encodes 846 amino acids. The record is from RefSeq and is a predicted model, not a curated record.
AAAUAAACAAAACAAGCAAGCAAAUUGAAACCCACUGCCUUUUGCCCCUACUGUGAAUCCUUCUUCUUCUCCCUUUUCCCUCCUGUGCUUUUGCCUCCCUCUCUCUCCUCCUCUCCUUCUUUAACUCUUCACUCCCAAGGCUUCUCACUCCUCCACGGCUCUGCUCUGCUGAUUCUCCUCUCUGACAUCUCUCAAUCCAGUCUGUUUGUAGCUGAUGCUUGAUCUGAUAGGGUUUGGAUUCCUGGCAUUCUUGUAAAUCAAAACCCCACGCUAUUCUUCGGAGCGUACUGAAGCUAAAUGAAAUUGAACUAGGAGGUUUUUCGGAUUUCUGGGGUUUUUUUCACUAAGAAUUUCAAUUGGGCAUGGUGAGUAAGGAGGAUGCCUCCGCUACUUCACGGCCACCAGCCCAGCUUUCGAGCUCUCGGAAGAUGUUCUGGCGCUCAGCGUCGUGGUCUGCUUCACGGACCAACCCUGAGACUGAGGAAAGAGACAUAGCGGAUCCAAAUGUCAUUGUAGGAAACAGUGUCCAAAACCAUCGUAGGUUUCCUGUACCCUUAACCCCUCGGUCCCAGCAGAAUAGCAAGGUUAAGUCUGGUUUGCCCCCCUUGCAAUUGCCCAUCGCUCGGCGUAGCUUAGAUGAGUGGCCCAAGGCGGGUUCAGACGAUAUUGGUGAGUGGCCACAACCUCCUACUCCGAGUGGCAGAAGUAGUGGGGAGAGGUUGAAGCUUGAUUUGUCAACGAUUCAGCGAAACCCUGAAAAGAAUUGUGGACUUGUGAGGAGGGAUAAGAUUGCUUUCUUUGAUAAAGAGUGUUCCAAAGUGGCUGAACACAUUUAUCUUGGCGGAGAUGCUGUUGCAAGGGACAGGGACAUACUUAAGCAGAAUGGGAUCACACAUGUUCUGAAUUGUGUGGGUUUUGUUUGUCCCGAGUAUUUCAAGGCGGAUUUUGUGUAUAGAACUCUAUGGUUGCAAGAUAGUCCGACUGAAGAUAUUACAAGUAUUCUAUAUGAUGUUUUUGAUUACUUUGAAGAUGUGAGGGAACAAGGUGGAAGAGUUUUGGUUCAUUGUUGUCAAGGUGUGUCUCGGUCCACAUCAUUGGUGAUUGCGUAUCGUAUGUGGAGGGAAGGACAGAGUUUUGAUGAUGCAUUUCAAUAUGUGAAGGCAGCAAGAGGUAUUGCUGAUCCAAAUAUGGGUUUUGCUUGUCAGUUAUUGCAGUGCCAAAAGAGGGUCCAUGCUUUCCCUCUUAGCCCAAGUUCACUAUUGCGGGUGUACAGAAUUGCCCCCCAUUCACCAUAUGAUCCUUUGCAUCUUGUUCCAAAAAUGUUGAAUGAUCCUUCGCUGUCUGCCCUGGAUUCUAGAGGUGCAUUUAUUGUUCAUAUACCUUCUGCCAUAUAUGUUUGGAUUGGUAAGAAUUGUGAGGCCAUCAUGGAAAACGAUGCAAGAGGGGCAGUUUGUCAGAUCGUUCGGUAUGAGAAAGUGCAAGGUCCAAUAACAAUAAUCAAGGAAGGGGAAGAACCAGUUUAUUUUUGGGAUGCUUUUUCAAACAUUUUACCUUUGAUGGAUAGGUCUGGCAAUGAAGGGGAGGCUGGGGAGUCAAUAGUUAAGAUUCGCCCGGGUGAAAGGAAAUCAGACAUAUAUAAUAUUGAUUUUGAAAUUUUCCAGAAAGCUAUUAGUGGUGGUAUUGUACCUCCAUUUGCAUCCUCGGAGAACGAACACGAAACCCAUCUUCCUGCUAGAGAGAGCAGCUGGAGUGCCCUCAGGCGUAAGUUUGCCUCUGGCAAUAUGAAGGACUUUGUGUCAGCACCCAGGAUAUCCCUCUCCAGGGUCUAUUCAGAUUCUAGGAUAUUAGUUCAUUCAGCUAAAAAUUCGUCAUCACCUUUAUCAGCGUCCUCUUCAUCUUCAUCAUCCUCUUCUUCUUCACCUCCAUAUCUUUCACCAGAUUCCAUCUCUUCUGAAUCAAGCACUAAUUCAAAGUACUUUUCAGAAUCCUCUACGGAUUCACCAUCUGCAGCUUCAUGCUCUCUUCCAGUAUCUUCAAUGUUGUCAGAUGAUUCUGACAUGUCUCUCCUCUCAGCUAAACCAUCAGAUCAGCCCAUGUCUAACACUCUAGAAAAUGUUGUUUCCAGUUGUAGUUCACAGCCCUAUUCUAGAUCAAUCUCAUUACCAUCUAAAAAAAUUUCUUCGUCGCUUGCAGAGCGCAGAGGUAGUUUGUCUCUUAAAUUACCUGUAAUGAGUGAUGAGAUGAGGCUGAUGAGUACUACGUCAAAAUUUCUUCCCAGUAAAGAAGAUGGUGUUAGGAUAAACAACAAUACUUGUUCUGUAGGCCAUGUAGAUAAUAUUGACAAUGCUGUAGAGUCGAAGGAUGAUGUUCAAAAUGAAGGGGGAGAUUCAACACAUCAAUGCAACAAAUCCCCGCAUUGGGGAGAUAGCAUUGGCUUAUGCCAGAAGGAAGCUUCUUUCAUUAAACAUUCCACUAAGGCUUGGAACCCUUUGGGUGAAGGUACAGAAUUCUCUGCCUCAAAGGAGAUUGUGGAAAGUUGUCCAGCGCAAUGCAAUUUUAUGCAACCUUUUGUGUGCCACUGGCCCAGUUUAGAGAAGAUAGCAGCAUUUGGUGUGAGAGAAUUAGAUUCUAAAGCUGCUUACACUAUUUUCUCACCAAACACAGGCUUUGAAAAAAGUGAAGACAGGGUUUUGUACCUCUGGGUGGGGAAAUUUUUCGACAAUGAUAAGUUUUCCAUUCAAUUAGCUAGUGGCAGAGAGAGAACUGAUGUAGAAAAGACUGACUGGGAUCAAGUUGGUUUUCAUGUUCUUAUCCAAAUGGGUCUGCCAAAGGAUACAAUCAUUAAGAUUGUUAAAGAAAAUGAAGAACCAGUGGAGUUUCUUGAAUUAUUGAGCCGGUUGUAGUGCCAGUGCAAUUAAGGAGAGAAUCUUUAUAGUCCUCUUGCCCAAUUCAAUUUUCUGUUUCUCCAGCUGACUUAAUUUGCAGUCCAACAUUUUCCAGGCAUCAGUAUAACACCGGCGGCUAAAACAUUAAGGACGCCGCUCUCUCUACACUUAACCGCCUUGUUGCUAAUCUCGACUGGUUGUACAGUGACUUAACACCCGCCCGCCGCCCGGUAACUCAUAAUCAGAUUUUUCUUGUAUAUUCACUACUACAAGGAUCAAAUCCUGAAUGCCUUCAACGGCAAACUAGCAAUUUAGAUUAAACGUUCCAUUCGACAUGCUCUCUCUCUCUCUCUCUCUCUCUCUCUCUCUCUCUCUCCAAAGAAAGAAAUAGUUGUAAGUUGUAACCAUUUGAUUUUGCUUCAGUAUAUAUUUUUCUGGAAUAAAAGAUAGAGCCAACUUAACUA